UCGAAUUUCGAACAAUUUCUUUGAAGCUUACAACACUGAACGCAACCAUCUUUCUUUUUUCCCAACUACACGACCGCGUGGACGUAGCUUUUAACAAAAGGGAACCAACACAAACAAAAUGACAAACUCAAAAGGUUAUCGCCGCGGCACCAGAGACAUGUUCUCUCGCCCAUUCCGUAAACAUGGUGUUAUUCCAUUGUCCACAUACAUGCGUGUGUUCAAAACUGGUGAUAUUGUUGAUAUUAAGGGACACGGUGCUGUACAAAAGGGUAUGCCAUACAAAGCCUACCACGGCAAGACUGGUCGCGUUUUCAACGUUACCCCACAUGCUGUCGGUGUCAUUGUAAACAAACGUGUCCGCGGCAAAGUUCUACCAAAACGUAUCAAUGUACGCAUUGAACACGUACAUCACUCCAAAUGCCGUGAAGAUUUCUUGCGUCGUGUUAAGGAAAAUGAACGCCUAUUGAAAGAAGCCAAGGCUAAGAAUGUUUACGUUAACCUCAAACGUCAACCUGCACCACCAAGGAAGGCUCACUUCGUUAAGAAAUUGGAAGAACCAAUUCAAUUGGCACCAAUUCCUUAUGAAUUCAUCGCUUAAAUUGAUAGUGUUAAAAUGUUUAUGUUUCUUAUGAGAAGAAGAAAUUAAAGAGAAUUUGUUUUUUACAAAAACAAAA
Molecule: messenger RNA, 674 nt
Organism: Teleopsis dalmanni
Lineage: Eukaryota; Metazoa; Arthropoda; Insecta; Diptera; Diopsidae
Gene: RpL21
Product: 60S ribosomal protein L21
Exons: 2
Coding region: 119-598 (159 amino acids)
Biological process (GO): translation
Cellular component (GO): ribosome; cytosolic large ribosomal subunit
Molecular function (GO): structural constituent of ribosome
Source: RefSeq, a predicted model, not a curated record